Molecule: messenger RNA, 177 nt
Organism: Piliocolobus tephrosceles (Ugandan red Colobus)
Lineage: Eukaryota; Metazoa; Chordata; Mammalia; Primates; Cercopithecidae
Product: neutrophil defensin 4-like
Exons: 1
Biological process (GO): antimicrobial humoral immune response mediated by antimicrobial peptide; defense response to Gram-negative bacterium; defense response to Gram-positive bacterium
Cellular component (GO): extracellular matrix
Source: RefSeq, a predicted model, not a curated record
CAGCCAUGAGGACCCUCGCCAUCCUUGCUGCCAUUCUCCUGGUGGCCCUGCAGGCCCAGGCUGAAUCACUCCAGGAAACAGCUCAUGACACUGCAACCCAGGAGCAGCCUGGGGAAGAAGACCAGGACCUUGCUGUCUCCUUUGAAGAAAAUGGACUCUCUACUCUUAGAGCCUCAG